Messenger RNA from Pelagomonas calceolata, 1128 nucleotides. Lineage: Eukaryota; Pelagophyceae; Pelagomonadales; Pelagomonadaceae. The record is from the annotation of a GenBank genome assembly.
AUGGUGCUCGAGUGGCUCAAAGGCGCCACCGGGGUUUUCUCGGCGGGCGACCGAGGAGCCGCCCGGAGCCCGGCGCAGGCGCGACCGCCCGCGCGACGCGUCCGCAUCCAAGAGGACGCCAAGGCCGCGGCGGCCGCGCGCGUGACGCGCGAAAAGGAGAAGGCGCGCAAGGACACGCCGCGAAAAAAAAACCAAAGCCGCGCGGCCCGCGCCCCGUCGUCGCGCCUCAAGGACGAUUUCGUCGUGGACAAGAAGGUGCUCGGCGAGGGACAUUACGGCGUCGUGCGCCGCUGCUCGCCGCGCGCGGACCCGUCGGCGCCUGCGCGGAAAAGUCAACCAGCGACGCGGGCACCGCGCCCGAGGUACACUCGACGCUCCGCCUCGGCCGUCUCGCGGUCGUUUGGACGACGCGAGCGUCGCACGGACGGAGGGCGGUGGGCAUCUCGUCGACGACAUCUGAUCAAGACGACGAGCGAUCGGGGAACCGUAAACGUGUAAUUUCCGCUCAACGUGCUGGCGCGAGCGUCGGUGUGGAAAUCGACCUUCAAAAUUCUCCCUCUCGGCAAAGGGACCACGGCGCCCUCUUCAUCUUCUUACGUCACCAGUGGCGUUCAAUUACGAAGCAGACCGUGCGGACCAUUGCAAGAGACCGUAAACUGUUCAUGUCCGCGCAGGCAGGAAUUGAGCGGGCCCGAGCUCACGCAGCUACGCGACGUCUUCCGGGAGAUCGACACCGACGGCUCGGGCACGAUCUCGACCGCCGAGUUGCGCCGCGCGCUCGAGCCGCACGUCGCGCACCGCGCCGACUCCGGCGGCCUCGAGGCGGGCGACCGCGACGCGGCGCAGUCGCUCAUGGAGGCCGCCGACGUGUCGGGCGACCAGCAGAUCGACUACCGCGAGUUCAUCGCCGCCACGAUGCAGCGCCAGCUCUACCUCCGCGAGGAAAACGUCCGCAAGGUCUUCGAGCACCUCGACGUCGACGACUCGGGCGACAUAUCCGUCGAAAACCUCGUCGCGCUCACGGGUUCGAAGAAGAAGGCCGAGGAGCUCAUCGGCGAGGGCGACCUCGACCAUUCCAAGACGAUUUCUUACGAGGAAUUCAAAAAGCUCAUGCACACGGCCAGCUAG